Molecule: messenger RNA, 1188 nt
Organism: Cotesia congregata
Lineage: Eukaryota; Metazoa; Arthropoda; Insecta; Hymenoptera; Braconidae
Source: the annotation of a GenBank genome assembly
AUGUCUCGGGAUACGUGGAACUCAGGAACAAGUUAUGGACUGAUGAUAUACAAAUUGAUUAUGUGGCCUUUAGGUCUUUGGCCAUUAAAUCGGGGUAGUGUCUUUUCCGAAAUUCGUCUUAUUUUAGCAGCGAUAACGCAAGCUUCAACGUGUAUUUGUCUUCAUAUAGAAAUUUGGUUAAAUUGUCAAGGUCUUGAAGACAUUUUGGACAUUUUUGUUCUCAGUGUUUUCUCUCUUCUAGCUUGCAUAAAAGGAUUAAUCGUACGUUUUCAUCAAGAAAAAAUGUACUGCAAUGUAUCAUCAGCUAUUGAAGACUGGUUCACACUGCCAUUGAACAAUAACCUAGAAAAUCGUAAGAUUAUGAUGAAGCAUGCACGCAUUGGUCGAAUAGUAUGUAUAUCUUUGAUGGCUCCUGCGUCCGGCGGCACACUUUCAUGGAUAAUAUUUGCAUUGCCACUUCCGAUGUUUAUUCCUGAAAAUUACACUGAUGUUUUCAGAAAUUACCCUUUACAAACAGCAUGUACUUUUCAGUCCAUAACGUUAACAGGAUUUUACCAUAUUGUUUUUGUUGUUCAAAUCUACCAAUUGAUCACUACGUGCUUGGGAAAUUGUGGAAAUGAUGUGUUCUUUUUCGGACUAGGAAUGCACGUUUGUGGACAAUUAGAGAUACUUAAAAACGAAUUCCGUCGAUUAAAAACAACGAAUAAUAAAAUAGAAGAUCGAAAAAUAUUUCAAAAUUUGGUUCAAAGACAUUCUCAUCUUAUGAACUUAAUUUAUAAAUUAGAAAGUUCGUUUAACUUGGUUAUUCUAGCUCAACUCAUUAUGAGUGGUAUCUUGAUCUGCAUUAUGGGUUUACAAGUUAUUAUAGCUCUGAAAACGAAAAACUUAUUUGCUGGAAUUAAAGCUCUUGUAGUAUUGUCAUCAUUGAUGUCUCAGUUAUUUUUAUAUAGUUAUGGAGGAGACUAUUUAACAUCUCAAUGUGAAGAUAUAGCUUUUGCAGUAUAUGAAAGUCCAUGGCACAAAAGUUCUACAAAAAAAAUUAAAGACCUUCAAUUCAUAAUUCUUCGAGCAGAAAAAUUAAUUUAUGUUACAGCUGGAAAAUUUUUUUGUAUGACUUUAGGAACUUUUAUGGAUAUUAUAAAACUAUCAGUAUCUUACAUGUCUGUUUUAAGAGUUGCAGUAGAUGUG